Molecule: messenger RNA, 3041 nt
Organism: Spea bombifrons (plains spadefoot toad)
Lineage: Eukaryota; Metazoa; Chordata; Amphibia; Anura; Pelobatidae
Gene: CADM2
Product: cell adhesion molecule 2
Exons: 11
Coding region: 408-1709 (433 amino acids)
Source: RefSeq, a predicted model, not a curated record
CUCGUCAUUCAGCAGUAGCAGCUGGAGAGAGAGGGAGGGUUGCAGUUGGUUGCCCUUGUGUCUCCAGCUCUGAGCUUAGCGAGCAUCAUAUACUGGCUGCAUCCAGUGCUGCUCAUCUAACCCGUGGGAUAAUACACAGCGAGGGGAGAGCCCACCUGUACCGACCCGCAACUACUUCCCCGCAGAUCCUUGGCCAUCAUCACUGACAUUAGCAAAGAAAGCAGAAGAAGAUCCUGGACGGUUUGUGCUCAUCCAGUUCAAGAAGAAACUUAACCCCCCUAUACUGGGAUAAUAGGGGGGCUGCUGUGCUGACCGGAUCCGUGUGAUCUGCCACCCCCUCUACCUUCUCUGCCCUCCCAACCUGCAAGGGGCAGAUCCUCUGCACCUGUUCUUCACCCUUCCUAAAAAUGAUCUUAAAGCCAAGUGCACUUCUCUGCUUCUACAGUUUAUGGGGUGUUCUUCUACAAGUGACUGCAGUGAAGAACAAAAGCAAAGCAAGCCAAGGGCAGUUUCCCAUCACGCACAAUGUUACAGCCGUCGAAGGAGGAACUGUAAAUCUGACCUGCCGAGUUGAUCAAAAUGAUAACACCUCCCUCCAGUGGUCGAAUCCAGCUCAGCAAACCCUAUACUUUGAUGACAAAAAAGCCCUGAGGGACAACAGGAUUGAACUGAUUCGAGCUUCCUGGCAUGAACUCAGCAUUAGCAUCAGUGAUGUGUCUCUGUCAGAUGAAGGGCAAUACACAUGCUCCUUAUUUACUAUGCCUGUCAAAACUUCCAAGGCCUUUCUUACUGUUCUUGGUGUCCCAGAAAAGCCUCAUAUUUCUGGAUUUACGUCACCGGUCAUGGAAGGAGAAUCCAUUCAACUGACCUGUAAGACUUCUGGGAGCAAACCUGCUGCAAAUCUAACAUGGUUUAAAAAUGACAAGGAAAUACAAGGUGUGAAAAAAACCCAACAAAGAGAUAGUAACGGCAAGACAUUCACUGUUGUAAGCAUCCUGGAUUUCCGAGGGGACCGCAGGGACGAUGGUGCCAUCAUAAGAUGCAGGGUGGACCACGUGUCUUUGAACUCCACACCUCAAAUAGCAACUCAGACACUAGAAAUACACUAUUAUCCAACUGUUAAGAUCCUGCCCUCCACACCUCUUCCACAGGAAGGUCAACCGCUUGUACUGACCUGCGAGUCAAGAGGAAAACCUCUGCCUGAAGCCGUAUUAUGGACUAAAGAUGGCGGGGAGCUCCCUGACCCAGAGAGAAUGGUGGUUAAUGGACGAGAACUGACGAUAACAUUCUUAAAUAAAACAGACAAUGGCACUUAUCGAUGUGAAGCAGCAAAUCGCAUCGGACACAGCAGUGCUGAAUAUGUGUUAAUAGUAAAUGAUGUUCCAAACACUUUAUUUACAACCACAAUCAUCCCCCUUUUCACCUUCACAACCUCCACAACCACACCUGCCUUCUCCACCAAAGAUCCUAAUGCAUUGGCUGGACAAGCUGCAACAGACCAUGCUCUAAUAGGAGGAAUAGUAGCUGUAGUCGUAUUUGUCACAUUGUGUUCCAUUAUUCUGCUUGGGCGAUACUUGGCAAGGCAUAAAGGGACAUAUUUAACAAAUGAAGCUAAAGGAGCGGAAGAUGCCCCCGAUGCAGACACUGCCAUUAUCAAUGCAGAAGGCAGCCAAGUUAACGCAGAAGAGAAGAAAGAAUAUUUCAUUUAAAUGCAAACCUGGUUACUCGGAGUUCUACUUAUCAGGCUGACUGCUGGAGAAAACUGGCUAUCAUCUUUCAGAAUUCAUUUCGACCAUCUUCAGCUACAUUUUAUUAACUUCUGCUAUCAGUAGCUAGCUUGUCCCAACAAUCAGCUGUUGACAGCGCCAUACUUUAAUUGCAGAACGUAAUGCAGGACAUUUCUUACCGGUUACAAUGCCAUCAUCACUCUGUUAACAUUCAGUCUUACAGUGCUUGAAUAUACAGCCUUAACACGUUUUAUCUCUUUUACGCACCAUAUUUUAUUUUUUAUGUUUACACAAUAUUCUUUCAGACUGCCCUCCUAUAUUGAAUCUCCAGCACACCCACAUACACACAUGUGCAAACAUACAUGUUCUUACAUGUGGUGUGUCCUAUUGUCAGUACUACUAGGUAUAGAAUUGAUUAAAACCAGUACUAUAUUUUAUUCCGUUAGACACUUUUGAACAAUGUUUUUAUACUUAUGUAUGUGUUGCAUAUUUGUUGGAGAAGUGUGCACCACAAGAGGUCAGCUCAAUUACUUAACUCAAAUUGUAAAAUAUAUUCUAGAAUAUAGAAAAUGUUAAUUUAACAAUAUCAAACAUUCGGGCCUACUAUCUUCAUUCUUAUAGUAGUAGAAUAGCUAAAUUAGCACGGAAUGCAAAUUGGCUGAAUUAUAUUAAAAAUCCAAUUUUUUAAUGAAUCAGUCCUUCUGCUUACUAUUUUGUUUUAGUUUAUUUAGAAAAUGUGUUGUUUUAUUAAACCAUUUUCUGAUUGUUUUUUUUUUAAUAUAAUAUUAUUUAUCUUGUCUCCAUUGUCCAUAUUUAUUGGAUUCCACGGUUCUUUUCUUAUACCAGUAGCGUUCAAACAUGGUACAUAGGCAUUUCAGUAAAUCUUGUAAAUAGUACAUGUAUUAAAUCAAUUUGAAUAUUAUUUGAUACAUAUUUAACUUUUUUGGAUGUAAGCAAGUCACAAGUACCUAUUUUAUAAUGCCCCUAUAUCUGUUUAGAUAUAAACUAAACCAGUAUUAUGUGUAGAUGCCGUGUUUGAAUUUCUGUCUGUAUGUCCUAGCACUGUCCACAACAAAUCUUUUUUCUAGCUCAUUCUAGUUUUUAUUUGUUCUAUAAUGGAAGCACAAUGUUUAAGGAAAGAUUAUUUAAACUAACAACCAGUGCAAAGCCUCAGGUUUUCAAUUUCAACCACAUUUGAGUGAUGUUCUAAAAUUAUUGUUCUACUGCUUAGAUUUUAAUUUAAUUCUUUACCAUUAUGGGUUUGCCAAAAAACAAAAAACAAAAUAAAAAAAAUAAGUUUAAAAAAAUAUAUAA